AUGGCAUCGAGCACGGCUGGGGCGACGAUCUCGCUGCCGUCUUUUGCGUCCUCCUUUGAGAUGACUCAGCAGCGGACCUCGCCGCGGGCACGAUCGGCCCAUUCGUCGCGGUCCAACUCGCGCGAGCCCCGUCCCCGACAUUUCCGACCCUAUCCCGAGAGCAACACCCGAGGAGCACCGCGCGAUGAGCGGUCCAGGAAGCGCCCUGCCCCCAUUGACGAGGCCGAUGGGGACGGCGACGUUGGGAUGCAGAGCGAUCGCGAGCAAGACGGAGACGACGAGUCGAGUGGGUCGUCGUCAGGGCCGGUGAAGCAAGAGCAAGUGUCGGAUGUAGAGCAGUCGCCGUCGCCGCCUCCGACUCCAGCGGGGGGACGAUCUGUACGGUAUGCGCAUGCCCUUCCCCAGCCAAUUGCAAGUGCACAGACCCAGUUUGCACCCACGCCUCCUGCCAGUGCCCACCGAGUCUCUCCGCCACACAUUGCUCUCCCCACAUUACCUCAGCACCAGAGGGAUGCCCACCUCACCCUCCCCCCGAUGCUCCAUCCGCCCCCCGAGCCCCAGCAGACAUACCACACUUACCACAACACUCACUCCGAGCCACUCGCCCGCAAGCGCCGUCGUGUCACCAUCAGCGGUGUCGCUGCAGGCAGCCAGGCUGCUCCGAGGCCCCUCCACCGCACUGUACUCGAACGAGCCAACAAUGGUUUCCAAUCUCACAAUCCCCAUCAGCGUCGACGGCGACCCCAGCCACCCGACGGCCAUGAGUGGCAUGGUGUCCCCCGUGGUUACCCCCGGUUUCAAUAUGAAUUUGCCAGGCGCUCUGGCUCAGGUGCGGGAUACCAUCGCGAUCCGCAUGGAGCAAAAGGCCCUCAUCGAGCAGAGGAAAAACGGCGGUGCGGCCAAUGUCACCGUCACAACGCCCCAUACUCGCACUGCGCCCCAGCCCCCACCUCCCCUUGCUCGCACCCAGAGCUCCCCGGCUGCACAGAGUUCGGCUCUCCCGCCCCCAACGACAAACUCCCCUCUGCAAAACACAAACACAAACACAAUACUCCCCCCUCGCUUCCUACCGCCAGUACGCCCACAACCCUCACAGGUCCUCCUCCCCAGACUCAGACCCUCGCACACCGCCGCGGCAAGGCUUCCAGCAAGCUUACUAUUCACACUCCAAAUUCUUCUAUUUCUUCCACUCAAGGUGCUCCCGGAAAUGCUACGGGCGGCCUUGGGCUCAGUGGAGCUGGGUCCAAUCCUCCUUUGGGCCCACCUGGUCCCACGUCUAGGCUAGCCGUACCCAACAUCGAGGUCGCCAUUCGAAGCGCACCUCCCAAUGUUACCCGAUUCAAUCCUGCCCAGAUUCAACGUCCACACCCGGCCCAACCUCCCCCUCCGCCUGCUCUGCGUACAGCUCAGCCCCCACCCAAGGAGCGUUCUGUUCCCAUCCGGCGCAUGCACGCCAACAGCACUGCCGCUCCGGGGGUCCCUCCUGGCCCCUUGGCCGUCGUUGCUGCUGGCCAGCCCCUAGUCCUCAAUGCACCCGCACCACCCUCGUCGUACAUUCCCACUCCGACCCGGACGCAGUUCCCUCCGCACACGCCUCACCCCCAGCCUCCCCGGACCGCACGUCCACCCACGAGCCCGCCGAUUUCGAGAAAUGCGUUUAUGGCGUUUUAUGAUGCCUAUGCCGAGCGUGAGACGGAGCGGAGGGUCGAGCUUGCGGUGCAUGAGAUGAAAGAAGAAAUUAGGAUGUUGCGUGAGGAGAUCAGGAGGGGACAUGAUCGUGAACCGGGUAUCCGCCUUAUCACCGGGACAGAUUACGGUCGUGAACGAACCGACUCGACGUUUACUCGCGAACGGGGGGACUCGACCUAUACCCGCGACUGGGACCGCCGUCGGGGCGGAUCGGCCAGUGUGAACCAAUCUCCGAUGCAGCUUGACAAGCGACCGCUGCCUGGUCAUCCGGACAAGAUGCAACUCGACAAGCCGAUCGAACGUCCGGCGUUGCCAGGUCCUGGCGAUCGGUUGCCUCCCCCACCUGGUGAGCGCAUCCCAGGACCAGGUGAACGUCUGGGCCCGGGCGACCGCAUCGUCGGACCAGGCGAACGUAUCCCUCCUCCGCCUCCGCCACCUGCUCCCGGAACAAGCAACGACAAACUUCACAAGCCGGCUCCUCGUUCUGCACUUCGUAAAUCCCCUAGCGGCCGUAACCUCCAAAGCUCCCUGAGUCCUACGAGCCGUGCUCCUAGUAUAGGCGCAACACCCGGACCUGGUGGGAAUGGAGCCGGGCCGGGUGGUGAAACAGGAGUCCAGACGCGUGCUCAGCAGCAACGUGUGAGGACCAAGUCACCUGGCGGUGGAGACAAGUCUGGGUCCGGAUAA
Rhizoctonia solani is the source of this 2376-nucleotide messenger RNA. RefSeq lists its product as uncharacterized. The transcript has 5 exons. Lineage: Eukaryota; Fungi; Basidiomycota; Agaricomycetes; Cantharellales; Ceratobasidiaceae. The record is from RefSeq and is a predicted model, not a curated record. Bases 1 to 2376 code for a protein of 791 amino acids.